AUGACAUCCUCCGUCUCUCUCGAGCUGCCGCCGCGCAGCAUUGGCUUCGGCCGGCUCUUCCUCGACUCGCAGUUCAUGCACUACGCCAAGUGGCCGCCCAAGUCGACCAACCUGCACGGCCAGACGGCCAUUGUCACGGGCGCGUCGGCGGGUCUCGGCCUCGAAGCGUCGCGCCAGCUGCUCGACGUGGGGCUGUCGCGGCUCGUGGUGGCCGUCCGCUCCGUCGACCGAGGCGAGGCCGCCGCCGCGGCGCUGCGCACGUCGUUCCCGCGGGCGCGCAUCGACGUGUGGCAUCUCGAGAUGGAGUCGUACACGUCGGUGCAGGCGUUUGCCGCGCGCGUGGCGGCCGAGCUGCCGCGGGUCGACGUGGUCCUCCUCAACGCCGGCAUCGUCAGCGACGCGUUCCAGCGGUCGGCCGAGACGGGCCACGAGCGCGUCGUCCAGGUCAACUACCUGUCGACGUUUUUGCUGGCCAUCCUGCUGCUGCCGACGCUCACGGCCAAGGCCCGCACGAGUGGCACCGGCACCCCCGCGCGCCUGACGAUUGUCAACUCGGGCGUGGCCCUGGGCUCCCAGCACCCGUGGGACGCGACCCGCCCGCUGCUGGCGUCCUUUGACGACACGGCCCGCCAGCCCUGGAACGGCGUCGAGCGCUACUGGUCGUCCAAGCUGCUGGGCCAGCUGCUGUUCAUCAAGCUGUUUCCGCUGGUCCGCACCGACGACGUCGUCUUCAACCUCGUCGACCCGGGCCUCGUCCGCGGCACGCUGCUGAACCGCGACACCGCGCAGCGCGGCAAGGCCGUGGCGCUGGCCCUCUGGCUGGUCAAGGCCGUGACGGGCCGCAGCCUCAAGGCCGGCGGGUCGACGUACGUGGACGCGGCCGUGGUCAAGGGCCAGGAGACGCACGGCUGCUUCAUCAUGGACUGGCAAGUGCGGCCGUUUGCCGACUUUGCAUACACGGCCAAGGGCAAGGAGAACAUGGAGGUGCUGUGGCAGGAGACGCUGGCCGAGUUCAAGUUUGCCGGCGUCGAAGACAUUCUGGCGUCGCUGCAGAAGUGA
Sporothrix brasiliensis 5110 is the source of this 1059-nucleotide messenger RNA. Its product is annotated as short-chain dehydrogenase/reductase family protein. The transcript has a single exon. Bases 1 to 1059 code for a protein of 352 amino acids. Lineage: Eukaryota; Fungi; Ascomycota; Sordariomycetes; Ophiostomatales; Ophiostomataceae. The record is from RefSeq and is a predicted model, not a curated record.